Molecule: messenger RNA, 2265 nt
Organism: Aspergillus chevalieri
Lineage: Eukaryota; Fungi; Ascomycota; Eurotiomycetes; Eurotiales; Aspergillaceae
Product: TRAPP III-specific subunit 85 family protein
Exons: 2
Coding region: 1-2265 (754 amino acids)
Biological process (GO): endoplasmic reticulum to Golgi vesicle-mediated transport; protein localization to phagophore assembly site
Cellular component (GO): phagophore assembly site; cytoplasmic vesicle; TRAPPIII protein complex
Source: RefSeq, a predicted model, not a curated record
AUGACAUCGCCCGGAGAUGCUCCUCCGGUCAAACCUCCGCCGUCCUUCUCCCCCGGCGUGCCGCGUGUCGCAUCCAAGGCAAGAUACCCAGACAAACGCCGCGAUUCCUCUCCCGCUAUAGAGAGUGCUUCGGAUUUGGCGGGGGCGAGGAUUGACACCUCCCCGACCCCGCCGCUAUCGGCCACGGCCGCUGACCUUCCGAUCCGGGCUGCUUCGCCGCACGCGAGAUCUGUGAGGUCGAUUACCCCCCAAUUAACGAGGUCGUCACUGGGCUCGCCGCUAGAAGGACGGUUCGAGGGUUCCGAGGAUGUUAGGUCUCUGAUCGCGCGCUCAUUCUCCCCUGUGGUCGGAGUCUACGCUUCCGCGGAUACCGAUGAACUGGUCAGGCAGAAAGGUUUCAAGGGGGGUUUCUGGGAGUUGAUUCGACCUUUUGGAGAAGAUGUUCAUGGGAAGGUUGUUAUAAGGGAUAGCAUCGGGGCAGGCCAUGGUUGGGAGGAUUACGGGGUUCAUUUCGUGGAUUUAGGGGGAGUGGUCCAUAAUCGGAGUCCGGGUCAGGAUUCAUCUCCUUUGGCGCAGGUGGAGGAAGUGUUGGAACGGCAGCUCAAUUCAGAAGAUGAUCCUCUGGGUGGGCCAGUGCAACCAAAAGAUGUUUUGGGUAUGCCGUCAACGUCCUCGAUAUACAAAUUCUUUUUACAUCAACUCCUAUCCGCCUCCCCCGUGAGCUCGCAUGAGACCUUCCGUCAUCCGGUGGCAUGCGUGAUUGCAAUCAGUUCGCGCAAUACCGCUCCGCUUGAGUCGCUCAGACAGCUGUAUGCAGACACGAGUAAUGGCGACAAAAAGAUGCCGCCUUGGAUUCAUUCUGAAUUCCUUCGCUACUAUGUGCUGGUCCACGAUGAGGAUCGUGAUGAUAUAACGGAGUCGACUAAGCUUUACGAUCAAAUGAAGCGGCAUUUUGGGCUCCAUUGCCAUCUUCUUAGGCUUCGAAGUAAUCAAUGCGUCGUUACGGAUGAUGAUAGCGUUCGGGUACCUGAAUGCGAAUGGCUAUCUCCGUCAGAGCAUCUGCGAGGGGUGGGCCAACCAGAGCUCUUAGUCGACUUGGAUGCGGACGGUGUCCCCUACCUCUUCGACUCUGAUGUUAUGGCCAUUAAGACAUUUGUUCGAGAACUCGUGGCUCAAUCGGUGGUCCCAUUCAUGGAAAACAGAGUUGCUGUCUGGAACGACCAGGUGGCAUCCCGAAGGCGUGGUCUUAGUGGACGUUUCAUGUCCUUAUCACGACGAUGGACUGGUUUUGGAGCUGGCUCCAGAUCCAAUUUCGCAGGUUCUGGAUCAGGCGGAGUGAGUGGGAACUACGAUGCCGUACACGGGUUUUACAAACCCGAUGCUCCUGAGGCAAUUCUACGAAAAUUGGCCGACUUCGCUUUCAUGCUCCGUGAUUGGAAGCUGUCUGCAUCAACUUACGAGCUUCUACGGUCGGAUUAUGGCAACGACAAGGCGUGGAGAUACCAUGCUGGCGCUCACGAGAUGUGCGCAGUGAGCAUACUUCUCAAUCCGCUUGCAAUGUCAGGCAAAACCAAGCUUGAGACUAUCGAUCAGAUGCUCGAAACAGCAUGCUACUCCUACCUUACAAGAUGCUCCGACGCAACAAAUGCUUUACGCUGUCUCACUUUAGCCAUCGAACUCCUCAAGUCACGCGGGGGCUCAGCAACAGAAAGCGCAACCCGAUGGGCCAUGCGGGCCAUGGACAUAGGGUUAGUUGGCUCGAUUGGUCAAAUCCUCUUCAGCGAAAGGGUUUCAGCAUGCUACGCGUCCAAGGUAGGGUUAGGGUCAGGCGUGUGGAAACAAGGGUCAAGACGCAGAAAAGCUGGGAUGUGGAGUGUUCUUGCCGCAGAUCUCUGGCUCAAAAAUGGCAAGCCAGCGCUGGCCUCUGCAUCUCUCGAAGAGGCUGAACGUCUCUACGCCGACGUCCUCGACACAGACGGCAUAUUCCCCAUGCCAGAAAUGCAAACCUUCAUCGACAACUUAAGACAUGCAACCAGGGUCCAGUAUCUCGGAGCUAGAGGGCUAGAUGCCAGCGACAAUACAGAUGCCAGCACAGCGCCGCUGGAAACGCAAGAAACCGAGGAAACAAGUGAAAAACUCGAUAAACGCAGCAACCGCAGAUCACUUAUGGGUAUCCCGAGUUCGACGGAUCCUGGGAGUCUCAAUCCGCCGCCAGUGACGAGGGAUAAUGAGACACCGUCGCAUGAUGAUUUUGAACGAGCUUAG